Molecule: messenger RNA, 690 nt
Organism: Bacidia gigantensis
Lineage: Eukaryota; Fungi; Ascomycota; Lecanoromycetes; Lecanorales; Ramalinaceae
Exons: 2
Coding region: 1-690 (229 amino acids)
Biological process (GO): glutathione metabolic process
Molecular function (GO): glutathione transferase activity
Source: RefSeq, a predicted model, not a curated record
AUGCCAACUACCCAACGAGCACUUUCCCCAUCGGAGGGCAAUGACGCGUUGGGUGGCAUACCUGAGAUCCUCUAUUUCGACUUUCAAUCACGUGGGCGUGGGCAAGCUGUUCGCUUGCUGCUAGAAGAUGCCCAGAUUGCCUAUGACGAUACGCGCUACAGUUUUCCAGAGUACCCUGAAUGGAAGGAGACGGGGCUCGCCAAGCUCAACCCGGUGAAGACGAUUCCCGUGGUCAAGUUGAACGGGAAGAUCUUGACACAGUCAUAUGCCAUCCUCAGGCAUUUUGCGCGAGUACUGGGGAAAUACGGAGGGCAAAGUGAAGACGAGGAAUACUGGAUUGAUGCAAUCACUGAUGUUGUUUCGGACUGGCGGACGCUUUUCCUCGCCGCUUUCCUCAAUCCGAACCAGCAAGAAACAUAUCCAAAGCACCAAGAAGGCGACCGUAAACGUUUCCUAGAGGGCAUUCAGUCGCAUUUGGCAACUCACGACUCGAAAAGCGGGUCUUUUAUCCUGGGCCAGAACUUUACCUAUGCCGAUAUCGUCCUCUACCAGAUCUUACACGACGAGAAUCUGACACAAGAAGGAGGGAAGGGUCUUCAGGAGUAUCCAAGACUCAAGGCUCUCGUCAAUGCGACAGAGGAGCGCCCCAAUAUCAAGGCUUUCUUGGCUAGUGACCGUUACCGAGGAUAA